This is a messenger RNA of Tachysurus vachellii, 4464 nucleotides long. RefSeq names its product regulatory factor X, 2 (influences HLA class II expression) (gene rfx2). Lineage: Eukaryota; Metazoa; Chordata; Actinopteri; Siluriformes; Bagridae. The record is from RefSeq and is a predicted model, not a curated record. Gene Ontology annotation, biological process: regulation of transcription by RNA polymerase II. The transcript has 19 exons. The coding region runs from base 319 to 2502 and encodes 727 amino acids. Gene Ontology annotation, molecular function: DNA-binding transcription factor activity, RNA polymerase II-specific; RNA polymerase II cis-regulatory region sequence-specific DNA binding. Gene Ontology annotation, cellular component: nucleus.
AAGGCUCUGACGUAGGCGGGAACGGAGGCUAGCAACAGUUGCCUUGAGACCCCCGCGCUCGCGCACCAUAGCGACUGUAGUCGUGGAGACCGUUUCUUACCAACAGCGUAGAGCAACAGCAGCAGCAGCAGCAGCGGAAACUGGAGCCGAGAGACAAAGUGUGUAUGUGUGUGUGUGUGUGAGAGAGUGUGUGUGAGAGAGAGAAAGAGAGGAAAAGACAAGGAAACAACCAGAAAGCUGCGAAACACAAGGACAGGCUUUAAACACACGUCAGCAACAGAGAGAGAAAGAGUGAGCGAGCAAGCAAGAGAGAACAUUAUGCAGAACUCAGAGGGCGGCUCGGAGGCAGCGUCCACAGUGGCACUACAGACAACAACUUCGGCCCAAGCGCCUGUUGUUCAACCUGUACCUCCGUCACAGCAGCGAGUGUUAGUCCAGGCCACAGGCUCGUCCCCAAAGCCACAGGUCCAGCAGCUGUCUAGAGUGCAACAGGUUCCUCAGCAGGUGCAGCAUGUACAGCACGUAUACCCCACCCAGGUGCAGUACGUCGAAGGAGGAGAGGCCGUCUACCCCAAUGGCACCAUCCGCACAGCGUACACCUAUAACCACGACGCCCAGCUUUACGGUCAGACCAGCGGUAACUCCUACUUCGACACCCAGUCAGGGCCGACGCAGGUCACCACAGUGGUGUCCUCGACCAGCAGCGUGCCCUCUCACGGCAUGGUGGGCAUCGCCAUGGACGUCGGCGGCAGCCAGGUGAUCUCCAGCAGCGGCGCUUAUCUCAUCCACGGGGGCAUGGACGGCCGUCAUCACACCACGCCGUCCUCCCGCUCUUCAUCCGCAAUGCUUGAAAUGGCGAUCGAAAACCUCCAAAAGUCAGAAGGAAUUGCUUCUCACAAGAGCAUCCUGCUCAACAGCCAUCUGCAGUGGCUGUUGGAUAACUACGAGACGGCGGAAGGUGUGAGUCUGGCACGCUGCUCUCUCUAUAACCACUACCUUCGUCACUGCCACGAACAGAAGCUGGAUCCAGUCAACGCCGCUUCCUUUGGCAAACUCAUCCGCUCGGUGUUCAUGGGGCUGCGGACACGCCGCCUCGGUACCAGGGGAAAUUCAAAGUACCACUACUACGGUAUCCGCCUGAAGCCCGACUCUCCUCUCAACCAACUGCAGGACGACACUCAGUAUAUGGCAAUGAGACAGCAGCCCAUCCACCAGAAACAGAGGUUUAAGCCGCUGCAGAAGAUGGGUGGGAUGGGUGAUUGCAUUUCCUUUGGUUCUCAGCACUCCAGCAGCACACCAGAGCAGAGCGUGGCGGCUCAGAGCCAACACCACCAACAGUACAUCGAUGUAUCACACGCCCUGCCCCCAUUUCCCUCUCUGGAUCUGGACUCCUGCCCGCUGCCGGAGCGCAUCACCAUGAAUGAUGUGAAGAAGCUUCAGAACAUCUACAGAGACCACUGUGAGGCUACCCUAGAUGUGGUAAUGAAUCUGCAGUUUCACUUCAUCGAGAAGCUGUGGCAGACCUUCUGGUAUUCAGCACUGCCCCCUAGUGACGGCACCACCACAAUCCCCAGUGAUGAGGAAAUGGAAGGCGUGAUCCCGAGGGAGAAGCUGAUUGCGCUGUGUAAGUUUGAGCCGGUGAAGCAGUGGAUGAGGAGCUGUGAUCACAUCCUGUACCAGGCCCUGGUGGAGAUCCUCAUCCCCGACGUCCUGCGGCCGGUUCCCAGUACUCUCACUCAGGCUAUUAGAAACUUUGCUAAGAGCCUUGAGGGCUGGUUGACGUCAGCGAUGAGUAACUUCCCCCAGGAGAUCGUCCGCACCAAGGCUGCAGUGGUGAGUGCGUUUGCGCAGACGCUGCGCAGGUACACCUCUCUGAACCACCUGGCGCAGGCGGCUCGGGCCGUGCUGCAGAACACGUCACAGAUCAACCAGAUGCUCAGCGACCUGAACCGCGUCGACUUCACCAACGUGCAGGAGCAGGCGUCCUGGGUGUGUCAGUGUGAUGAGAGCGUGGUGCAGCGUCUGGAGCAGGAUUUUAAGAUGACGCUGCAGCAGCAGAGUUCACUGGACCAGUGGGCUGCGUGGCUGGACAGCGUGGUGAAUCAGGUGCUGAGACCACACGAGGGCAGUCCCAGCUUCCCCCGCGCCGCACGCCAGUUCCUCCUCAAGUGGUCCUUUUACAGCUCCAUGGUGAUCAGAGACCUGACUCUACGCAGCGCGGCGAGUUUCGGUUCUUUCCACUUGAUCCGUCUGCUCUAUGACGAGUAUAUGUUCUAUCUGGUGGAGCACCGCGUCGCUCAGGCAACCGGAGAAACCCCUAUCGCUGUCAUGGGAGAGUUCAGUGACCUCAGCCUGAUGAUGCCGUCCCUCAUGGAGAAAGAUCCGUCAUUCUCAGAUGACAUGAGUGACAUGGGCACCGACUCAGACGUGGCCCGGGGGACGUGUGAACCCGCCGUGAAGAGAGAGAGAAUCGAGAUUAACCACACUCUGCAGGAGAUCUAAAGUGUGUGUGUGUGUGUGUAUGCGUGCGUGUUUAUAUGAGCAAACACCAGAAUCCAUCAUUCUGCUAGUGCGAGCUGAGAUAUAAACACUGUCUGUAUUCGUUUUGUUUGUGAGUAACUAAUGCAGUCUAGAGGCUUUAUAGCUUGUGCUUGAGGUUUGUUUCCUUUCUGCUUUCUUUUUUCUCCUCUUUCUUCUUCUUCUUGCCUCUGUAUGUGUUUUAAUUUGUGCCAUAGUGUCCUUUCAGUGCCUUAGAUGAGAGCAGUAACCCCUCGAGCACCCCGUGCCUGUCCUGCGGUAAAACCGUAUCAUCUCUUGAGCACCUUUUUGGGGGAAAAAAAAAAAAAACAAACCUCCAAAGUCCCCGCAGCCUCGUGUGCGAUCGCUCGGGUUACACGCAAAAACAAACCCUCGUUCACCCACCUAUCAGCAUCCCACAAAAAAAGGUCUUUUGAGAUGAUCCACGGAUCCCUCAGCUGCUUCUAUGCUGCGCUGUGUUUUUGUGUAGAGGUUUAACAGCCCGAGAGCUUGUCGGCGAGCGGCGAUACGUUCACGCCAGCGACUAACAAGCUACUACGUCGUGUGCUCGCGACACCGGAGCCCGGAUUUCUGUGAAAUUGGGAAGGAACUUUUUCUCAGUUUUACAUGAAUUAGUUACAAGACGAUUUAAAUGUUUAUAAAGACGUUACAAGGAAAAAUAAAAGCGCCGUCUCAGAGGUCUCGUGCGUGUGUGUGGGUGGGAACACGUUAACCCCCCUAGUUAGCUUCCUUUACUAAUCUAUUACAAAGUUAGUCUGAAGUCUAGCAAGUGUCCUGCAAAUCAACCAACAAAUACGUACAUGAGCUUGUGUGGAACCAGUUAUAUUUAUAUAUAUAUAUAUAAAAAAAUUAUAUAUAUAUAUAUAUAUAAAAUGUGUAGCUACCACGGUUUCUUUAGCAGGCCCCGCCCACAACGUCACUGAGAAGACCGGAUCGUCACCCGCUGGUCUGAACGCAGUCAACAAUAGUAAAGACCCAAAACGAGGCUUUUCAACGUUUCAGGGUUUUUGUAGGUUUUAAGGAGCAGGACGGACGGACGGAUGGAUGGAGGGAUGGACGGACCGACUGACACGUUCACCUGUAACUGAACAUCUGCUCUCGCUGCUCUGUUCCGAACACUCGGCUCUCGCACACAAGCCCGGGACGUUAAACCUUUUACAAGCUGUACAUUUGAUCAUUUUUAAUAGAUUCAAUAUAAAAAAUGUAAACACUUUAAAUGGAAUGAUUGUUAUUGUACGAUAUAAAUACUCAAGAUUUCUAGCUAUUUUAUAAAAACCUUUCGUUCACCUUUAAACUGAAAUAUGCACACACACAUCACCUCGGUGCUGGAUUUUUUUCCCCUCCUGCUUUUUUUUCUUCUCGUCCAACGAAAACGGAUCUAUUUAUAUUAAAAGUGCCGAUUUUUUUUUUCUUUCUUUCUUUCUUUCAGCUCUCGAUUAUUCGCGUUUAACCGAAACGUUUUCCCGGUCCGUCGCUCGCCUCGUGUUUUUUCUCCGUAUUUUCAGAUGCAGUACGAUUUAUUAUUAUUAUUUUUAUUUUUUUUUUCCCCUCCUAAAUUCGUACACCUCUCUUUCUUUUCCUGGGACGUGAUCUGUCGUCUCCGUGGCCUUUUCUCUCUCCCUCUAUUUACUGGUUAUGAGCGUUUCAGGAUGUUGGUGCGUUUAAGGAAAUUUGUGUAACUUGAUAAUAGAUUUUUUUUUUUUAUUGCUGUUUUAGAUGGAUUAUUUUUUAUUUUUAUGGGAGUAGAUUUGAUUCUUCUCACAACUCUAUUUUGUGGAGAAAAAAACAACAAAAAAACACCUUUCUUGAAUAUUCUUACCUUAGGCUGAGAACAGAUGCCGUCUGUAAUAAAAUCUUACUUCAGUUGUAUUUUGUACCGGUUUAAAAUAAAUAAAUAAAUAAAUAAAUAAAUAAACAAACAAACAA